CAGUUAUCUCCCGCUGAUGCUGAGUAAGAAGUGUCGACUAACUUGGUGAAGUCGGGACAUUAUUGGGAACUUCAAGUGAUGACUUCAGUGAUAACUUCAGGGUAUUUGGGCAGGUUAUCAUGGUGCUGGCGUGGGUUGAGGAGUAUGAGGGCGCUGCAACACCGCCAUCAUGGCUCAUACUACCCCAUUGAUGACGUAGUCUCCGGUCUCAACGACCAGCAGAUACAGUUGCGAAAGACUGUCUUCGACUUCUGCCAGAAAGAAUUGGCACCUAAGGCAGCCGAAAUUGACAAACGGAAUGACUUCCCAGAAUUACGGGAAUUUUGGCGUAAAAUGGGCAACUUGGGAUUGCUUGGAAUAACAGCAAACCCUGAUUUUGGAGGCUCUGGCAUGGGGUAUUUAGAUCAUGUCAUUGUCAUGGAAGAGGUGUCUCGGGCAUCAGGGGGCAUUGGACUGUCAUACGGGGCACACUCCAACUUGUGCAUCAACCAGAUCAACAUCAAUGGCACAACAGAACAAAAGGAGAAGUAUCUGCCUAAGCUGUGUUCAGGGGAAUACUUUGGAGCACUGGCCAUGUCUGAACCAGGGUCUGGUAGCGAUGUGGUAUCCAUGAAACUAAAGGCAGAGAAAAAAGGAGACUGCUACAUCCUUAAUGGCAGCAAGUUUUGGAUCACAAAUGGACCUGAUGCAGAUGUUUUAGUGGUGUAUGCCAAGACAGAUCCUAAUACACCAAAGCCCCAACAUGGAGUGACAACCUUCCUCAUUGAGAAAGGCAUGGAUGGGUUCAGCACUGGCCCAAAGUUAGACAAACUGGGCAUUCGUGGUUCAAACACUUGUGAGCUCAUCUUUGAAGAUUGUAAAGUACCUGCCAAAAAUAUCCUGGGUAAGCUCAAUGGUGGCAUCUACGUACUAUUCUCCGGCUUGGACCUUGAGAGACUUGUGCUAGCUGGUGGACCUGUUGGACUAAUGCAAGCAGCCUGCGAUGUUGCCUUUGAGUACGUUCACAUUCGUAAGCAAUUCAACCAAAGAAUUGGAGAAUUUCAACUUAUGCAGGGCAAAAUAGCAGACAUGUACUGCUCUCUAAGUGCUUGCCGCUCCUACCUGUAUUCAGUGGGUAGGGCAUGCGACCUCGGGCAUGUAAACAGGAAGGAUUGUGCUGGCGUUAUCCUCUAUUGCGCUGAGAAGGCGACUCAGCUAUGCCUUGAUGCCAUUCAAUGUUUAGGUGGAAAUGGAUAUAUUAAUGAUUAUCCCACUGGUCGUUUCCUCCGAGAUGCCAAACUCUAUGAGAUUGGUGCAGGAACCAGCGAAAUACGUCGUUUGGUCAUUGGUCGGGCUCUAAAUUCAGAGUAUAGUUAAUUAAAUUAGUCUGAAUUCUUGUUCUGGCAUGAGUAGACACUAUUAAUUUUGAUAGUACUACUUAGAAAUAAAUUAGUUCUUAUCUUUUAAAGUUAUUAUUGCAAUGAAAUUUUUUUAAAUAUACAAAUAACUAUAUUUAGGAAACUGCUAUGAUGGGAAAUUGAUACUUAUGAAAAUCUUCUCUUUUUUAAUUAGGUAUUGAUAAUGGCUAUUUGAAUUUAUUGUAGAAAUGGGUGUAAAUAUAGUAUUAAAUUUACAGUAAAUGUUAGAGUACAAAUUUUGAAAUCUUGAGAUUUUUUUGAUUUUGCAAAGUUUGUAGGAAAAAAAAAUUCUUUGCAUAGGUCAUUUAUACAUACUUCAGUUGCUUAUUGAAUUUUUUUUUUUUUUUCAACAAGUCAGUCGUCUCCCACCGAGGCAGGGUGACCCAAAAAAGAAAGAAAAUCCCCAAAAAGAAAAUAUUUUCAUCAUCAUUCAACACUUUCACCACACUCACACAUUAUCACUGCUUUUGCAGAGGUGUUCAGAAUACAAGU
Messenger RNA from Cherax quadricarinatus, 1889 nucleotides. The record is from RefSeq and is a predicted model, not a curated record. Lineage: Eukaryota; Metazoa; Arthropoda; Malacostraca; Decapoda; Parastacidae.